AUGCCGUCCCCAUCAGAGCUCACAACGUGGUGCUCAGAAGGUAACCUCGAUGGCAUUCGUGACUUUCUGGAAAAUGACUUCCCACUCCUGCCACCAGAAGGACGGACGGCGUACUGCGCCCACACGUCGCAGCAAAAUCACCAGCAGCCGCAACAGCCCAAGAUUGCCGGUCCUGCAGCAUACCAGGCACAAUUAAUGCGUGCUCAGCUUGCUCAGAUGCAGAUGGCCCAGCAGCAGCGACAGCAGCAGCAGCAGCAGCAGCAGCAACGGUCACGGGGACAACACGGCCAGAUGCACCAGGGUGCUCCUCAAAUAAAUUCUCAACAGCACCAGAUGCUGCUGGCAGCUGCUCAAACCAACGGUGGGCAAAUUCCACGGAAUAUGCAGGGGGUCAACAUGGCGCAGGGAGCCACCGCCCAACAGGGACCAUGCACCGUCGUGCCCUGUCACGAGAAGCUCACGCAGCUGGCCAUCGCCGCCGCAGAGGCCGAUCAAGUCGAAGUGUUCGCCUACUUAUGGGACACGUAUCUUGCGGGUGACGACGCGGAGAUCCCAUGGGCGGCAUUGAAAGCAGCAGCACGCCACGGUUCGAUCCCGUUAGCAGAGGCCUUUUACUGUCGCGAUCCGACCUGUUUUACGAGGGCGGUUCUGAAGGCAUCGCAUGGUCGGGUGCUGGGGGGUAGUCAGGUUAAGGUUGCUUUGCUGCAUGGUCAUCUGAACUAUAUUGAUUUUUUGUUGGCGCAUGGUGCGGAUAUCAAUGCGGAGUUUCCGGAUCAGAGCCCUGUGCGGGCGGCUGUGAGGUCUGAUGGUGAUGAGGAAACUGCCAUGACGCGCAUUCGCUUCCUCGUUGACCGCGGCGCGUGGGUGAACGGUUCCGGCGCUCUAACAUCGGCAGCUGGCCUAGGCAGACUCGACGCGGUGGCUUUCUUGAUUGAAAAAGGCGCAGACGUGGAGGACCUCGGAGACGAAUCGACUGAGAUCCACCGACCGAAGACUUCAGCUUUGCUGGCAGCAGCGGAGUCUGGUCAUGAAGCCAUUGUUCGCCUCCUUGUCAAGUACGGUGCUAAUGUGACACGUCGGGAUGAUUUAGGUCGGUCUGCUGUGGACUUGGCCGAGAGUAAUGGUCAUACGCGACUUGCAGAGCUUUUGCGGCCGGCAUAA
This is a messenger RNA of Aspergillus affinis, 1161 nucleotides long. Its product is annotated as ankyrin repeat domain-containing protein. Gene Ontology annotation, molecular function: protein binding. Lineage: Eukaryota; Fungi; Ascomycota; Eurotiomycetes; Eurotiales; Aspergillaceae. The record is from RefSeq and is a predicted model, not a curated record. The transcript has 2 exons. The coding region runs from base 1 to 1161 and encodes 386 amino acids.